AUGCACGUCUUACUUGGAUACGGGGCUCUCCACUCGGUAAGACGACGACUAUUUGAAUGCGGAAAGCUUCACAACACAGAGACGGGCUUGCAGGGCGUCCGUGAAACGCACUGCGAGCUUGACACUCAAGGACGCGUUCAGAAUGAGCCCACACACACCGCGUUCGAGGGAAACAGAGAAGAGGGGGAGACGGAAAUAGAGAGGAGAUGCCCAUCUGAACCGACAAAGGUGGAGAUCUGCCCACUUAAUUGCACAUAUAUGCUUCACUCACUCUGCUGAUCUCUCCCUCUUGCAGCCAGCGGUACAGUACACAUCUGAGGACCGGCCAUCCAUCGAAUGCAUGGGAGGUACGUCGGCCCUGCGGUACGGCACCACACGCACAGCUGCACUGCACGUGUAUCGAGGGAUGCAGGCAGGCAGGCAGGCAGGCAGGCAGGCCACACGGCGGGUGCUUGUCCUUUGUGUGUGUGGUGCAGGGUGCAAUUCUUGUUGUUGCCUGCCCUGGCUUGACGUCAGUGACGCCAGCGCGGCCACUCGAGAGCUGGCCUGUGGCAUCAGGAAUGGAAGCCUUACGCUCCAGAGGGCCACACACCUGCUGGACAAAGGCGCCGACGCCACACAGAUUGUGAGGAGACGCGAUUUGAAUGACGACUGCGGCCUGGUCCAGCUGGCUGUCUGGUUUCACAAGACGGCUGAGAAUUUGGCCAUCAUCCGGCUGCUGCUAGACCGAGGCGCUGACAUUGACUAUUCCACCACGCUGCAUUACGCCCCCUAUCACACUCGCCCUCGAAUCUGGCCGUUACGACGUUGCCCAUCUGCUGCUGGACCAGCCCAACCUGGAGAUGAGACGGCUGUCGCUGCUGGGGACGGUGGCACUUCAUCCAAUCCCUGUCUUUGAUCAUCCGGUGUUUUAUGGCCGCCUUGUGUCGUCUGGGGAGAAGCUCAAGAUGGCCAAGAGGCUCGCCAAAGUCGGCGGAGCGGAGAUCAUCAAGAACAGCUGGUCCAUAUGCCUCCUCUGUGAGCAUCCUCUCCGGGACCCCUCCCAUCAUCUCGAGCGGCGGAAGACCGUCGUGGACAGGACCACUCUCAAGCUGGUCUGCGCUGCCUCUUAG
Messenger RNA from Vitrella brassicaformis, 1112 nucleotides. NCBI's taxonomy places the organism in Eukaryota, Vitrellaceae. The record is from the annotation of a GenBank genome assembly.